UCAGGACAUGCAAUUUUCAGUUUUUUACAUUCCUUUGGGUUUCAAGUUCCUUUCGCUUUAUAUUUUAUGCAAAAGAUUGGAAGAAAUAGUUAUUGAAAAGAUUGACGUAGCAUAGGAGACGAGUCUUUCCUUCCCUUUCCCUGCUUGGUAAGAACUGGAAGCCUUCUGAUCGAUCUCUCUCACUCUCCUUUUUUAUCUCUCUAUCUCUCCGCUUUUCAAGGUACUGCUCCUUCGUAAGCCAUACCACCUACCAUCGCCAGUUCGCCACUCCUCUCUCUCUCUCUCUCUUUCUUUCUCUCUCUGUGUGUGUAUUCCUCUCUUCGGCCCUGAUCGCGAGUUUGUCUCUGUGUCACUUUGCACGGGCGAGAGGGGAAUAGAGAAAUGGUGGACUCGGAGAAGGUGGCUGGUGCACUCAACGUGGACGAGUUCCUGAGACAGUGUCAGCCCUCCGGCGAUGCUGCCUAUAAUGCCUUCAAGUCGCUCCUGGAGAUGCUGGAGUCCUCCGCGACACGCUCUCAGGCUCGAGCCUUCUUGACGGCCUUGCAGAAGCGCUUCGGCCACUCAAAGGAUGCGUCAGCCAGCUGCUUCGACAUCUACCACUUCCGCAUUCACGACGUUCUCCUCUCCGACAACCAAGGGCUUCAGGAAAGGAAAAAAAUGACCAUGUUAGAGAUUCCUAGUAUUUUCAUUCCAGAAGAUUGGUCCUUCACUUUCUAUGAAGGAAUCAACAGACACCCCAACGAUAUAUUUAAGGACAAGACUGUUGCGGAGCUUGGCUGUGGCAACGGAUGGAUUUCUAUUGCGCUUGCUGAAAAGUGGUCUCCUUUAAAGGUAUAUGGUCUUGACAUAAAUCCAAGAGCAGUUAAAGUUGCAUGGAUAAAUCUGUAUCUGAAUGCCUUGGAUGAGAAUGGGAGCUUUAUAUAUGACAACGAAGGGAAAACUUUGCUUGACAGAGUGGAGUUUCAUGAGUCAGACUUGCUUGCAUAUUGUAGAGAUCAUGCUAUAGAGCUAGAUCGUAUUGUGGGAUGCAUACCACAGAUUCUAAAUCCAAAUCCCGAGGCCAUGUCAAAGAUGAUAACAGAAAACGCGAGUGAGGAGUUUCUAUAUUCGUUAAGCAAUUACUGUGCACUCCAGGGGUUUGUUGAGGAUCAAUUUGGAUUGGGUUUGAUUGCAAGGGCUGUUGAAGAAGGAAUAGCUGUCAUUAAGCCAUUGGGCAUUAUGGUCUUUAACAUUGGGGGACGUCCAGGACAGGGUGUUUGUAAGAGGCUCUUUGAGCGCAGAGGUUUCCGGAUUACAAAGCUUUGGCAGACAAAAGUGAUCCAGGCUGCUGAUACAGAUAUUUCAGCUCUAGUUGAGAUUGAGAAGAACAGUCAUCAUCGUUUUGAAUUUUUCAUGGGCCUUGUUGGAAAUCAGCCUAUCUGUGCUCGUACAGCCUGGGCAUAUGGAAAAUCUGGUGGGCCCAUAUCACAUGCUUUAUCAGUCUACAGUUGCCAACUCCGUCAACCAAGUCAGGUCAAAGUAAUUGUUGACUUUAUCAAGAAUGGUUUCCAAGAGAUCAGCAAUUCUUUAGAUUUAUCCUUUGAAGAUGAUUCUGUAGCAGAUGAGAAGAUUCCUUUUCUAGCUUAUCUCGCCAAAAUUCUAAAAGAGAACACAUUUUUUCCAUAUGAGCCUCCAUCUGGAAGUACACAGUUCCGCAAACUUGUAGCAAGCUUCAUGCGGACGUACCAUCACGUUCCACUAAAUAUCAAUAAUGUUGUCAUAUUUCCAUCAAGGGCUGUGGCGAUCGAAGAUGCACUCCGACUUUUUUCACCCCGUCUAGCCAUUGUGGAUCAAUAUCUGACCAAACACUUGCCGAAGAAAUGGUUGACAUCUUUGGCAAUAGAGGGAACAAAUUGUAUAGCUGAUGACAAGCAUGAAGAAGAUGUGAUAACAGUGAUUGAAGCACCACGUCAAUCUGAUCUUUUGAUUGAGUUGAUUAAGAAAUUAAAACCACAAGUUGUGAUCACUGGCAUGGCAGAAUUUGAAGUUGUUACUAGUACAGCAUUUGAGCAACUGCUAGAUACAACAAGGGAGACUGGAUCUCGGCUCUUCUUAGACAUAUCUGAUCAUCUUGAGCUUUCUAGUCUUCCUGGUUCUAAUGGGGUUCUAAAGUACCUUGCUGGCAAUGUUUUACCCUCACAUGCAGCAAUCUUUUGUGGCCUUCUUAAAAAUCAGGUUUAUUCGGAUUUGGAAGUGGCUUUUGUCAUUUGUGAGGAAGGAUCUAUUUUCAGUGCAUUGUCUAAGACAGUUGAACUACUUGAAGGCCAUACAGCUUUAUUUAGCCAGUACUAUUAUGGUUGUCUUUUCCAUGAGCUUCUGUCCUUUCAGCUUUCUGAUCGCCGUCCUAUAGUGCAGAGGGAACACAAGAACGAGUCAACUGCAAUGAUUGGUUUUACAAAAUCUGCCAUUACGGCUUUUAAUGAUGCUGAGCUCUCUGUGAAUAGAACCAAGGAUACACAACUGAUACACAUGGAUGUUGAUCACAGUUCUUUACCAAUUCCUCUGGCCAUUAAAGGUGCCAUCUUUGAAAGUUUUGCAAGGCAGAACAUGACAGAGCAAGAGACUGAUGUUGGUGAGGAGAUUCAACUGUUUAUAAAUGAAAAUUAUGGGUUUGUUAUGCAUAACGCCUCUGAGUUGGUUUAUGGGGAUUGCCCUCUAGCUUUGUUCAAUAAAUUGAUCCUUUGCUGUAAUGAAGAAGGUGGAACCCUCUGUUUUCCUGCUGGCUGCAACGGAAACUAUAUGUCUGCAGCAAAGUUUAUGAAAACCAAUUUUGCCACCAUCCCAACAACAAAAGACAAUGGAUUCAAGCUCAGCGACAGGAUAUUAACUAAUUUCUUGGGGACUGUAAACAAACCAUGGAUAUACAUUUCAGGGCCAACUGUCAGCCCCACAGGCUCCAUUUACGGAAACGAGGAAAUGAAAGGUAUUCUUUCAGUUUGUGCACGAUUCGGAGCCAGGGUGGUGAUAGACACUUCAUUCUCUGGGUUGGAGUUCAACACUGGGGACAUGGACAAGUGGAAUCUGGACGACAUAUUCAUGGAGAUGAAGAAACCUAACCCACAUUUCUCUGUUUGUCUUCUUGGUGGACUCUCCUCUGGGAUGCUGAGAGGGGGACUGGACUUUGGAUUUUUGGUUAUCAACGACCCUCUUCUAAUUGAAGUACUCCACAGUUUCCCAGGCUUGAGCAAGCCACACAGUACCAUGAGGUAUGCUAUAAAGAAGUUGUUGAGCAUGAGAUGCCGGCAAGAAACAAGCUUUUCAGAGGCCAUUUCAGAACUGAAAGCAAUUCUUAAGGCCAGAGUAAUACGUUUGAAAGAGACACUAGGACAUUGUGGGUGGAAUGUGCUAGAGUGCUACGGUGGAGUAUCUGUGAUGGCAGAACCAUCUGCCUAUUUCGGAAAAUCUGUCACACUGAACGGCUUGGAAGAUAAUGGUAGCACCAAUGUCAUGCUUAGCCAAUCAAACAUCAGGGAGACGAUCCUCAAAGCCACAGGACUGUGCAUUAACAGCAGUUCAUGGACUGGGGUGCCGGGGUAUUGCCGUCUAACAGUUGCCUUACAGGAAGCAGAGUUUGAAAGUGCACUACGAAGUAUCAUGCACUUCAAAGAGCUAGUCCUUGGAAAAUGAGUGGCCAGUAUUUAGCAUCUCGCCUAUGCUGGCACCAUUGGUCUAGAAAGCUAGAUUGACGUGCUAUAUCAAGCUCCUCAAUAAUAAAUACUGAAAAUUUCUCCAUCAGCAAAACACAAAUGUUCAUGGUAAUAUUAUGUCCUUUUUAAUGUGA
Nymphaea colorata (pocket water lily) is the source of this 3820-nucleotide messenger RNA. RefSeq names its product methionine S-methyltransferase. Lineage: Eukaryota; Viridiplantae; Streptophyta; Magnoliopsida; Nymphaeales; Nymphaeaceae. Gene Ontology annotation, molecular function: methyltransferase activity; pyridoxal phosphate binding. The coding region runs from base 382 to 3666 and encodes 1094 amino acids. The record is from RefSeq and is a predicted model, not a curated record. Gene Ontology annotation, biological process: biosynthetic process. The transcript is spliced from 12 exons.